Molecule: messenger RNA, 1715 nt
Organism: Schistosoma turkestanicum
Lineage: Eukaryota; Metazoa; Platyhelminthes; Trematoda; Strigeidida; Schistosomatidae
Source: the annotation of a GenBank genome assembly
AUGAAUGCGGUUCGUUUACCGGUAAAAUUAAUUGGAGUGAAAGAUCUAAUAAGACCACCGGAACCAACUGUAUUAAGUGAAAUCAUUACCAGAGCUAAAGAAUCAAUAUAUGAAUCAAUUAGAAAACGACCACUUGGUUGUUCACCUAUACAACAGCAUAUACCAGCUCAUUUAGAUAAAUAUAAAACAACAUUUGGCAUAAAAACUGAGAAAGGAGAUAAAGCAGGUGAUUUAAUAAAUCCACCAAGAAAACGUAUGGACAUCAUCAAUGAAGAAUUGCAGAAUCAUGAACAUUAUCUUAUUUCACAUAAACAUUUAUUUCCUGGUGAACAAGCGCAUAGAAAUUAUAAAAAUUUCGAUGAUAAAAAAGUAUUUGGUAUGCAGACAAAUUUAAAUCGACAAGGGAUACUUGUACGUCAAGCAAUGAAUUGGAUAUUGAAUGAUAAUGAUGAUGUAUCGGGUAAAGUUAAAGAUCUGAAACAUGAUACCAUCAUGAAUGUUCCAGAUGGACAUGUAUUUGGAUUACCUGGUAAAAGUCAUGAUAUAACAGCUGGUCAGUUGUUACAUGAUUUAUUACCAAGAAAAUUAACUGGAUUACACAAUGACACCAAUAGUGCUUCCAAUCAAGAUGAGUUGAGCAAGAAAAACUAUGUACGAUAUAGUGAUCGAUUCAAAUUAAUGAAAGUGGUUAUACAUCAUGCUCUUAGAAAAGCACAUUACACACAUGGACCAGAAAUAAUAGCUGUUCUUUGUCAAUUAGCUGAUAAAUCAAAUCUUGUUUCAAUGCUUGAUGCACGUCGGAUUUAUUAUCAUUUUCAAGUACCAUUGGAUGAAGAAUUAACAGAACACUUGUUUGAUUUAAUCACAAUACCAGCAUCAGAUGAAAUGAUCAAACAUAUUCAACAAUGUAUCAAACAAAAUGAACAGAAUGAUUUAAAUGAUGAGAAACAUCAUUAUAUUGUGAAUGAUAUGAUUAAUUGGGCUGUGGAUUUAUGUAAAUUCAGUGAAUUAUUAAAUUGGAAUCAUGAUAAAUCUAUGCAAAAAUGUAGUUCUAACGUUACUACUACUACUAUUACCAAUAACAAUAGUAGUAGUAGUAGUGAUAGUGUCAUUAAACCAGAAUGUUGUGAGGAUAGUGACUUGAUACGCAAACGUCUUCAACGAGCUAUUCAAGCGAAUAUUCACUAUUGGACUACAACAAAUUCUACAUAUGCUGGUAAUAGAAAUGGUGUAAUUAAUACAACUGAUUGGGAAAGAUUGGGUGAAAAAUGCAUACAAUACGAUAAAUUAGUACCUAAGUUUCGUCGAAGUACUGAUUGGGUAAAUUAUGGAGAUGAAGCAGGUGUUGGAUCAAUAAUCAAUCCGAAUAUAUUCACAGAUUAUGGAUUAAAUAGUAGAGAUCUAUUAAUUCUACGUAAUAAACAAGAUAUAUUGAAUAUAUUUACUGAAGCUAAUUUAAGUUCAUUAUUCAAUGCUUCUUUAAAUUUCGACAAAGUUUGGCAAAUGGCAAUCAGUUUAGACAAAGCAUUAUUGGGUACGAAAGCACCGACAACCGACGAUCAAGUCACUUUACAUUCAUUUAAAGAUGCUUUAUUUAAACUGCUUCAUAAAGAAUGUUAUCAACCGGAAAAUGGAUCGUGAAUACAUUUACGAAAAUAGUGUCAAUGCAUGAUUUAUGAUUGUUAUUAUUAUCAUUAUUAUAUGAUAAGUAAAAG